This is a messenger RNA of Symphalangus syndactylus (siamang), 3393 nucleotides long. It is a transcript of the gene ACOXL, whose product is annotated as acyl-CoA oxidase like. Lineage: Eukaryota; Metazoa; Chordata; Mammalia; Primates; Hylobatidae. Gene Ontology annotation, cellular component: peroxisome. The record is from RefSeq and is a predicted model, not a curated record. Gene Ontology annotation, molecular function: FAD binding; fatty acid binding; acyl-CoA oxidase activity. Gene Ontology annotation, biological process: fatty acid beta-oxidation using acyl-CoA oxidase; lipid homeostasis.
UUAAGCUUGGAUGAAAUGAGAGUUUUGACAGUUCAGAGAGUGAAGUUUGCCAUGGGUCUACCUCUGUUAAAACGUGCAGUUCAGGAUCUGGCAGAGAAAACAAAGAAUUUUGUGAGCCGAAGCCUUGUCAUAGGAGAAGUCCUCUCCAUGGCGGACAUGGCCACAGGAGUGAAGUGUGGAAUAAUUUAUUGGCUAUUUGGUGGUGCUAUCAGGAAUCUCAGAAGCCCUGAAGACAUUACUAAGUGGUUUCAGCCACUCCAGGAGCAGAAAUACACUGGGAUGUUUGCAAUGACCGAGAGGGGCCAUGGGAGCAACGUGAGAGGGAUCCAGACUGAAGCCACCUUUGACCUCUCUGCCCAGGAGUUUGUAAUUGACACGCCGUGUGAAAAUGCCGAGAAGAUGUAUAUUGGAAACACCAUGUAUGGGAAUUAUGCAGCUGUCUUUGCCCAGCUCAUCAUAGAUGGAAGAUCUCAAGGGCCCUACUGUUUCAUCGUUCCUGUCUGGGAUGAAAACGGAAGCUUGUACCCAGGAGUGACAGCUAUUGAUAUGAUGUACAAGGAGGAUGAUCUGCAUGGUGUGGACAAUGGGAUAUUAAUAUUUGACAAGGUUCGGAUACCCAGGGAGAACCUGCUGGAUAAGUUUGGUUCCGUGGCUCCAGACGGACAGUACCAUUUGCCUAUUAGGAACAAGAGUGCAAGAUUCAAUGCCAUGCUGGCAGCACUGACCCCUUCGAGAUUAGCUGUGGCUUUCCAAGCUAUGGGUGCCAUGAAGCUUGGGUUGACGAUAGCCAUUCGCUAUAGCCACAGCCGGAGGCAGUUUGGGCCUAAAACCAAGGAAGAGGUGAAUAGCAUUGAGCACCAAACGCAGACCCUGCGGCUGAUGCCCCAUCUGGCCACAGCCUUGGCCCUGACCUUCGUCAGCAGGUAUGCUGGGGCCCUCCUGGACCAGGAUGUCUUCCAGGGAAAGGAGCUGGUCAACAGUCGCUCGCUGCAGGCUCUGGUGGCGGGGCUGAAGGCCUACAGCACCUGGGAGAACAUCCGCUGCCUGCAGGACUGCCGCGAGUGCACUGGAGGCAUGGGUUACAUGAUGGAAAAUCGAAUCUCAGGCUUAAAGUGUGACACAGAUGUGUUUGCCACUUUUGAAGGUGACAAUGUUGUUAUGCUUCAGGUUGUGGGGUGGGAACUGCUGGCCCAAUACACCAAAGAGUAUGAAGAAAAACCACUCUUUGGCCUGCUCCAAAACUGGGCUGAAUCUGUGAGGGACAAGCUGAGAACCAGUUUCCUGGCAUUUAACAUGGACACAGUCGAUGAUCUCACCUUUCUAUUCAAAGCAGUGAAAUUUCGUGAAAGGGUUCUUCAGCAGGGUUUGGUGGCCAGAAUUUAUUAUAAGGUAAAGACCAAGAAGGAGGAUUUUCUCCAUGCCUGGAACUCAUGUCUGCACCACGUGGCUUCUCUGUCUGCUCACACUCACCGAGUUACCUUAGAGCAGUUCUCCCUGGCAGUGAAGAGCUGUCCUGACCAAGAGGACCAGACUUUGUUAAUGAAGUUUUGUCUGUUGUAUGGAACCAAGCUGGUGUUUCAGGAGCGGGCCUGGUAUUUAGAACAUAAAUACUUGACUCCCAUGGCCAGCAUGAGGAUCAGGAAUCAGUUGCUGGAUUUGUGCGACUCGGUGAAGGAUGAUGCCCUGAGGGUGAUCUCGACCUUUAACAUUCCACACACCUACCUACACGCACCAAUCGCCGGAAUCCACAACCCUCGGGCCGCGUGGGCUUUCUACCCUGCACCGCUGCAGCCGCUGCCACGGGAAAAGGCGCGCUCCCAGCGGCCCAAGCUGGGAGCCAAGCUCUAACGGGUGUGGCGGGAAGUGUGGUGGCCCGCCUGCAGCUGCCACGACGCUCGCUCUACUGACGCCCGGAGCUGUGGCCGAGGCCGGGGUCUGGCACCCGCUGGGCCGCCGCUCUCGGGGAUUUUGGUGGCAAAGCAGAGGUCCCGCCGAGGCUGGCGAGGUGCGCGGCUGGCUGCUAGGAAAGAGAUCCAGACGGUCGGUCGCCUGGUGCAGUGGAUCCCUGUGCCCUUUCCCUGAAACCCAGCCUGGCCUGACUGCAACCUCUCCCAACUUCAGUGCCCGAUCCCCUAGACAAUCAGGGUGGGCUCCCUGAUGCGAGCGCGCCCCCACAGCCGGGUGCCGCCAAAGGUCUCCUGCUGCUAGCGGUGACUCACAUUCCCAGUGAUUUAGAAAAACUGUGGUGCCGAGUGAAAGAAAAAAAAAAGCAAACACCCUUAGACAAAAGAAAAAAGCUCCACUCUUUCCGCGAGCGGGAAAAAAGGUUUGGUUCAGCAAGUGAUGCUUUUUCAGUGAAUCAGACGCUCUGGGGCUCUGCAAGGAAACGCACGGACUGGGAGGAGGAAGUGGGAGCCUAGAGUUUUGCUCUCGGCAAAACAAGAACUUGGCUUGUCCUCCCAGGCCAGCGGUUUCCGUACGGCAAGAAAAGUCGCGGAAAACAUUUUUACCAUCUGACGCUGUAAUCUGUCCUUUAGAAGAAAAUAGGUGAAAAGGUUAAUAAAGAAAUUAAGCGAUGUGGAAGUCGUUCCCGCUGCUUGUAGAGGGCGAGGAGGCGGGCCUGGGCAAUUUCGGAACUAGGAGAGACCACGUCGGCAAAGCCUGUGGUCCCGGACAAGGGCCAUGGAUUUCCCAUUUCUCAGAUCCCGGCUGCCCGACUUCAUUCUUGUUUCUUUCAGUCCAAGCCAUCCUCCCUUCUCCCUCCCUCCACGUCUCUUGGCAGAGACAGAAAGGGACACCGCUCUGCCCGCGUCCACUGCGAGGGAUGUGACCUAAAACCCACGGGCCCUUCUCACACGGCGUUCUCUGCGCUCCGGCCCAGUUCCGGGAGGACCUCCCGACGGCGCGGGAGAAGGCUGUACGGGCUCGCGGCCCCCGACGCGGCCUGGGUCUCAGGGGACGCAUGAACCCGCCACCUCUGGCCGGCUUCCUUUUAGUGCCCCAAAUAGGAGCGCUUAGCCCGUUGCUUCCCCCGACUCUUGUUUUUCAGUGUUCACAGGGUCGCGAGAGCGAGCGACGCGGGGGCGGCGAGGCUGCAAGGCUGCACAGGAACAGACGACAAGAAAUAGGGCUUUCUUCUGCGUGGUUCUUUUCCGGUCCCUGUCUGAGUCGCCCGACCCCGCGGGGAGCGCGGAACAUUGUGGCGUGCGACGGGCUUCGGGUUCUCAGCCCGCGCAGCAAGUUGCGUUGCUUUUCCCCGGGUGCGACGCGGGACGGGCGAAGAGCAAAGUUCGUCCGCGGUAGGAACUUCGAGGCCCGGUUAGGACAGAUCUCCGGCCUCCGAGUCUACUUAGCCGUGUCCACACUCGUGUCUUUUCCCUCUUGCAGCGAAAU